Rotaria sp. Silwood1 is the source of this 2706-nucleotide messenger RNA. The record is from the annotation of a GenBank genome assembly. NCBI's taxonomy places the organism in Eukaryota, Metazoa, Rotifera, Eurotatoria, Philodinida, Philodinidae.
AUGCCGAAGCUAAUGAGAAAUAUCUCCAAUAAUCAGGUUACUCCAGCAUCAAAACCUGUUAUGAAGAAUAUUCAAACACGUUCAGCUACAGUUUGUAUAACAAAAGAAAGAAAAUCGAAAAUUUCUCAAUUAAAUUCUAAUCGUUCAUCAUCAUCGUCAUCUGACGAUUCACUGUCGUCCACUUCUUCUUCAGACUUAUCGUAUACUUCCUCUCGUUCAUCAUCACAAGAGAGUGAUAACACAUUAAAUGUGUCAUUUAAAAAACUGUCCCUUUCGUCAAACAAUUUUAACACAACCACAACAAAAUCGAAAUCAAUUGCAGCAACAGCUAUUAAUCCAGAAAUCAUAAUCUCCUCAAAAUCAUCCGAACCAUCAACAAUAACACAUCCAAUUAUGGGUCCUAUGUCAUAUUUGAAAACGAAACGUGGUGGAACAAAUUUGUGUAUGAAUGGAUUUAGCUAUCAAAAGUGUAAGGAAAUGAAGAAUGGAAUAAAAUGGUGGUGUUGUGAAAGUCGUAAUGAAUCGGUGAAAUGUCGAAUAUUUUUAUAUACAAGUUUUAAUCAAGGAGAUGAUGAUCAUCCACAAUAUGAUUUUAAAAAAAUAGUUGGAGACCAUAAUCAUCAACCAGAUAAAGACAAACUUAUAAUUCAAAAGUUCAAAUCAGAUUUAAAACAAAUGACACAAUCACCAACAGUCCCACCAUCAAUUGCCACUUUCAAUGAACUUGUUGCAAAUAUGAAACUAGGAACAAGUGAAAUGGCACAGUUACCAUCAUACAAUAGUAUUCGUAUGUCGCUUUGGAGAGCUCAUAAUAGAAAUAUGCCUCAACUGCCAACCGGCAUCAAUUUUCCUAUUCCGGUUGAAUUUUCCACCACAACUGAUGAUGAACCAUUUAUAUUAUUGGAUCAUUCAUAUGCCAAACAGACAAAAAGAAUAUUAAUGUUUUCAUCCGAAAAACAAUUCAAAGUAAUGUGUGAAAGUUCAUCAUUAUAUAUGGAUGGAACAUUUGCUAUAACACCUCGAUUAUUCAAGCAGACCUAUAUAAUUCAAGCUCAUGAUAUUCAAUCAAAAAAUGUUCUACCAGUAGCUUGGAUUCUUUUAAAUGAUAAAAAAGGUUCAACAUACAAAAUUUUAUUCACAAAAAUUAUUCUUUUAGCAAAAACACGUGGAUAUGAAUUUUCUCCAUCAAAUAUAAUGUCUGACUAUGAGUCAGGAAUUAUAUCAACUUGGAAAGAGUUGUUGCCUCAAACUAAACAUGAUGGUUGUUUUUUCCAUUAUCUACAGAAAAUUGUUAAACGAAUGAAAAAGUAUGGUCUUUGGAUGCAUUAUUUAAAUGAUAGUAAUUUAUACAUAUGGAUUAAAAAAAUGAUGGCUAUUCCAAUGUUAUCAGCAACAAAAAUGCUAGAAGCAUUUCAAUUAAUUGAAAAAGAAAAGAAAACCGAUCGUAAAUUAAAACGAUUCAUACCACAAUUAAAUAAAAUGUUAUUUUACUAUAAGAAACAAUGGCUAGCACCUGGUAUGAUCAAUAUGGUUUGUGUUUAUAAUAAAGCCAAAAGGACAAAUAAUUAUAGUGAAUCUUAUAACAAAACCCUCAAAUCGACAAUGCCUCGACGAAAACCAUCAAUUUGGCAAUUUUCUCGUGUACUUAAAAUGGAAGAAACCGGUUUUCGUAUUAAAAUGGCACAAGGUGGUGCCGGUAAUUCAUCUGUUAAAUUAAUAAAAGGAUCGAAUGUUAUUGUUAGUGAACAAAUCACAGAACAAAUAAAUGAAAUUAAUCAUCAACUGAUAAAGAAUAAAAUAGAUCUUUUAAGUGCAUUGGAUAAAUUACGUGAAUGUGUUGGAACGAAAUAUGAUAAUAUUAUUGAAAACGCAAUGGACGAUCCAAAAUUCGAUAAAAUAUAUCCCGUGAUUACAAAUCAAAAUCUAUUAGAAGAGUUAAUACGAUUUAUUGAGUUACCACCUAAGAAGAUUAAAGGUGUUGGUGUCGCCAACGGAGAAAUAUUUAAAAAAGAAAAUGGUCGACAAAUCAGUGGAAGUCAUCGUUAUUUAGGAGUUUUAGAAGAAGAUGGAACAUAUAAUAUUUAUAAAAAGAUUAAAGGUGGUCCAUUAGAUGGUCAAACUUGGUUAAUUUUACGAGUACAAGAUGAAUGUUAUCGUAUGACAAAAUUUAUAUUAGAAUAUGCCAAAACAAUGGGUGAUAUGCCGAGAAUUCGAGAUGUAGAAGAUUAUUUCACCAAUAAAAAGAUUCUUGUUUGUCGUGAUCGCAUCCAAAUUAUUUUGAAUCAUUGUCACGAUGCAGUUAACAUUAUCAAUAAAAAGACUAAUAUUGAUUAUGAUGUUACAAUUUUAUCAACUACAACCAUACAUCAAGAAAAGGAAAAGCUUUCUCUAGAUAAAACAACUAAUACUAACUCAAUACAAAUGUCAAAACAAAGUCAAUCAUCAUCUGAUCCUGUAUUAUUAGAUGAUAUCAAUAAAAUGAAAUCAUCAAAACGAUUAGCUAAACCUGUUGUGAGCAAUACUAUAUCACCACAGCCGGAGUCCAACACAACGAAGUGUGGUACGCCGUUGGUGAAUCGAUUACGUAAACGUAAAAUAACAUCAUCACCAAUUACGGAUGUGAAAAAUAAUCGAAAACCUGCUAAAGCUAAUAGCUGUGGAGAUCCUGUCUCGUCCAUCACGUCAAAGAAACGUCGACGUCAAUAA